GGGCAUCUCAGCUGUUUCGGCUGUCGAUUCUGUCGGUAAGGCCGGUAGCGGGUAGAACUCGGCCUAGUCGGUUAUACGCUGCUGGUAUGGUCCACUGAGUGCCUUAGCGUCUGAUUUUCUCACCUCGACGCUGUAUUUUUACAAAAACAGAUAACUUUUAAGGAGUUUGAGUAUCGUGAAUGGCUUAUAUCGUUUGUAGAAGGAUAGUUUUUGCUGGACCUCAAAGAAGAAAUUUGACCCUUAUUACCAAACUCCAUUUUCCUUCCAGCUGCGUCAAAUGAAUUCCGUCUAAACAACGAGGUCUUUUUAGGACACCUAACAUUUCGAAAAGGACGGCGCGUGCGGUGAGACCACCAUCAUCAUGGCCGUCUUCAGCUCCCAGGUGCUGCUCGCAGUCACCAGAUCGAGGGGAUCGUACUUGCUCUCCAAACGACCACCCUGCUCCCCUCUCUCGUCGUCCUGCAUCCGGUAUCACAUCGCAACGUUGGAGCUCUCGUCCUACAGUGCCCCCAGACCCCUCUAUCUUCACAUCUCACCCACCACCAGCCCACAGACCUUCUACACCCCCGCUCGGACCCUUCACUCCUCCUGCACAUGGCUCCAGGAAGUAAAGAGCACGCCCUCUAAUGGUGAAGAUGUGAAGGGUGACGUUGUUCCAGAACCCAUCAAAGCAGUUGCUCGUAAGUCUCUGGGCCAGAGAGUGCUGGAUGAGCUGAAGCAUUACUACCACGGCUUCCGGCUGCUGGGAAUCGACACGAAGAUCGCCGCGCGCAUGGUGUGGAGGCUGCUGCAUGGACAACAGCUCACACGUAGGGAGCGGAGGCGGCUGAUGAGGACGUGUGCGGAUCUGUUCCGGCUUGUCCCUUUCAUGGUAUUCAUCAUUGUCCCCUUCAUGGAGUUCCUGCUUCCUGUUUUCCUAAAGCUCUUCCCUGAAAUGCUGCCCUCUACUUUCGAAACGGAGUCCAAGAAGGAGGAGAAGCAGAAGAAGGGACUCGCGGCUAAACUGGAGUUGGCAAAGUUUCUGCAGGAGACGAUCGCUGAGAUGGCCCGCAGGAACAAAGCAGCUGUGGGAGGAGACGAGACGCAGCAGUUCUCAACUUAUGUCCAGCAGGUGAGACACACGGGUGAGCAGCCCACCACGAAAGACAUUGUGAAAUUCUCCAAGCUUUUCGAGGACGAAUUGACGCUGGAGCAUUUGGAGCGCCCCCAGCUGGUGGCUCUGUGUAAGCUGCUGGAGCUGCAGCCCAUCGGCACCAACAACCUCCUGCGCUUUCAGCUCAUGCUACAGCUGCGCAACAUCAGAGUCGACGACGAGAUGAUCUCUAAGGAAGGAGUCUCAGCAAUGACCGUAACGGAGCUUCAGGCUGCGUGUAGGAGUCGAGGGAUGAGGUCACUCGGUCUCUCGACAGAUCAGCUACGGCUACAACUCCAACAGUGGCUUGAUCUUCACUUGAAGGAAAAUGUCCCUCCAUCUUUGCUGCUGCUUUCCAGAGCCAUGUACCUGACGGACCUCAUACCAAAAGCACCUGUUAUUCCUCCCGUGCCCAAACUGGAGAAGUCUCCUGUUGAGAGUGAAGCAAAGUCCGUUUCCUCUCCUGUGGAAAUGCUGAUUGACUCCGCCCCCGUCAUCAAGGACAAGAAGGCAGAGGAACUGGCAGAUAAACAGCGUGAGUUGGAAAUGCCAUCUCCAGAAGCUCAGUUAAUCCAUGCGAAAGGAGCAGAACUGGCGCAGAAAUCCAAGAUCAGUGCUAAUGGACUUUAAUGGACGACUUCUGAAAAAUUCUCUCACUUUCUUUUUCUGUCUCUAUGAAAACACAUACA
Clarias gariepinus (North African catfish) is the source of this 1821-nucleotide messenger RNA. It is a transcript of the gene letm2, whose product is annotated as leucine zipper-EF-hand containing transmembrane protein 2. Bases 362 to 1762 code for a protein of 466 amino acids. The record is from RefSeq and is a predicted model, not a curated record. NCBI's taxonomy places the organism in Eukaryota, Metazoa, Chordata, Actinopteri, Siluriformes, Clariidae. Gene Ontology annotation, cellular component: mitochondrial inner membrane. Gene Ontology annotation, molecular function: ribosome binding. The transcript is spliced from 11 exons. Gene Ontology annotation, biological process: intracellular monoatomic cation homeostasis.